Messenger RNA from Cetraspora pellucida, 1444 nucleotides. The record is from the annotation of a GenBank genome assembly. NCBI's taxonomy places the organism in Eukaryota, Fungi, Glomeromycota, Glomeromycetes, Diversisporales, Gigasporaceae.
AUGGGUUUUGUUAGUAAAAUACUUCGUAAAGUAUUCUCAAUAAAGCAUCAAGAUAAUACGGAAAUGACAGAACGAUCAAUUACUGUUACCAGUGAUGGUGAUGAUACAAAAAAUUAUAAUAACGAUCAAAAUAAUAGUCUUGUAUUAAGAAGGAACAGAACGUCCAUAAAUACGCCUGACCGAACAAGCACUGGUGCACGUCGGGAUUGGCGCAGUGGCUAUAAAGAAAUUGAUGAACUUGUACAUGAAAUGAGAUUGGAAUAUCCUAAUCCCACGCAACAUUUAAUUUGGGUCCCUUUUAAUGAAUUUAUAAAAUGCAAACAGAUUGAUUGUGGUGGUUUUUCUACUAUAUAUGAAGCGAAUUGGAUAACUGCUGGACAAACUGUUGCAUUGAAAUGUUUGAAAGACUCUCAAGAUAUAAGUAUUGAUUUUUUGAAUGAGAUAAAAUCGCAUUGGGUUUUGUUUUUGCAACCUCAAUUUUUGAGAUGUUAUGGAAUCACUCAACAACCAAAUACAGGAGAGUUUAUGAUGGUUACGCAAUAUGCACCCUUUGGAAAUUUAUAUACAUAUCUUCAAAAACAUAAAAGAAUGACUUGGAAGGAAAAGAUUCAAAUAAUUAAGCAAAUUACACGUGCUCUUGGAGAAAUGCAUAAAAGAGAUCUUAUUCAUGGUGAUUUACAUAGUGGUAAUAUUAUGAACAUUGAUCGAACACAUUUUGUCCUUGGAGAUGUUGGACUUUGUGGACCUGCUGGUAGACUUACACAUUUAGUUAAAGAUAUAUGCAGGGGAAAAAGACCGCCAAUUCCUUUUGGUACUCCAUCAUUCUAUUCAGAACUUAUGAUAUCUUGCUGGGAUGAUAAUCCUUUAAAUCGUCCAGAUGCUGCAGAAAUUUCAAAAACCAUUUAUCAUUGGCUAGUAGACGAUUCACUUGAUCAUCGAUUAUUAGAUUUUAAAGAAAUAAAAGAAAUGCGGUUUCGACAGUAUCUCUCAUUAAAUCUUCCGCGUUCAAUUUAUGAACAAGAUACUAUGGAAGAAUUAUUACUAUCACAGAGCGAUACAGAUAAUCAAUCACAGCCUUCGCAAGAUAUAACAAACAACUUGCAGCCUUCACGAGAUGAUCACAAUCAUUUACCAAUUUCACGAAAUACUUAUAACUUUACAUCAAAUACACGAAAUUCAUAUACAACAAAAUAUUCAAGAUCAAAAGAAACUUAUAAAAUCUCAUCACCAACUAGAGAUAUUUAUAGUUUCUUACCACCAACAUCUAAGCAACAUCAUGGAUCCACUACUACAUCAAAAUCACUUGAAACUGAACACUCAGUAACAAAUCCGAUUAAUAAUCAAUUUAACACUGAAGGUCGCCCAAACGCAAUGAGUGUGUUCAUACCGGAAGAUGACAUCCAAACAUUACAAACAUUUUGGGCACUUGAAGGAACUAAUUCAA